Messenger RNA from Sinocyclocheilus rhinocerous, 3697 nucleotides. RefSeq names its product matrix metalloproteinase-16-like. Gene Ontology annotation, cellular component: plasma membrane; extracellular matrix. Gene Ontology annotation, biological process: proteolysis; extracellular matrix organization; collagen catabolic process. The transcript has 10 exons. NCBI's taxonomy places the organism in Eukaryota, Metazoa, Chordata, Actinopteri, Cypriniformes, Cyprinidae. The record is from RefSeq and is a predicted model, not a curated record. Gene Ontology annotation, molecular function: metalloendopeptidase activity; zinc ion binding. The coding region runs from base 325 to 2010 and encodes 561 amino acids.
GGUAUGGUUGAAAACCCGAAGUCCAUCGCGCUCAGCAGAAGAGAAGCAGCACAACUAAAUGUGACUUAUCUGAGCAUCAUCAUCAUCACAUCUGCGCCUCCGGGAGACAAAGAAGAGACGAACUCUGAAGGCGCAAACAACGCGAUCAGAGCCUCCCGGAGUGAUAUGAUAUCGUUAUUAUUAUAUCUCUCGACGUGACGACUGUUUGUCUGCUUCUAAUGUUUCCAACCCACUGAGAGCAGGGGGAUUUAUUCCUUCUUUUGUUCUUUGCUUUUUUAUUGACUUAUUAAUAAAAGCAGCCAAAACGAAUAAAUACGGGUCAUUAUGGUUUUGUUAACACUGCAUAAUAGAAGAGGGUUGAAUUGCUUGUGCGCGCAGUUCUUGCUGUGGAUUUUAUGUGCUGUGGACGGUGAGGAGCAGCAAUUCAGUGUGGAGGCUUGGCUGCAGAGGUAUGGCUACCUCCCUCUCACAGACCCCAGAAUGUCCGUCUUGCGGUCAGAACAGACCAUGCAUUCUGCUAUCGCUGCCAUGCAGCGUCUCUACGGCCUUAACGUCACCGGUGAACUGGAUAAGAACACCAUUGACUGGAUGAAGAAGCCACGAUGUGGGGUGCCAGACCAGUUCGGCGGUGCCUUGAAAUUUAGCGUCCGAAAAAGACGUUACGCUCUCACAGGGCAGAAAUGGCAACAUAAACAUAUCACGUACAGUAUAAAAAAUGUCACGCCUAAGGUGGGAGCGGAGGAGACCCACAACGCCAUUCGCCGGGCGUUCGAUGUGUGGCAGAACGUCACGCCGCUGCGUUUCGAGGCAGUGCCCUAUAGCGACCUGGAGCGCAACAAGAAAGAUGUGGAUAUUACUAUCAUUUUCGCCUCAGGUUUCCACGGCGAUAGCUCCCCCUUCGAUGGAGAAGGGGGUUUCCUUGCACAUGCCUACUUUCCCGGUCCUGGGAUUGGAGGAGACACACACUUCGAUUCGGAUGAGCCCUGGACUCUGGGGAACCCUAACCAUGACGGGAACGACCUCUUCCUGGUGGCAGUACAUGAACUGGGUCACGCGUUAGGCCUGGAGCACUCGAACGACCCCACUGCCAUCAUGGCCCCCUUCUACCAGUACAUGGACACAGAGAACUUCAGACUGCCACAUGAUGAUCUGCAGGGCAUCCAGAAGAUCUACGGACCUCCCGACAAACUUCCUCAGCCAACGAGACCUCUACCGACGGUCCUACCGGCCCGCUCGCACCCUCCCGUAGAUCCACGCAAAAACGACAGGCAGACACGGCCUCCGCGAAUACCGACCGGCGACAAACCAAUGCACCCGAAUGCUAAGCCAGACAUCUGUGACGGCAGCUUCAACACGUUAGCCAUCCUCAGGAGGGAGAUGUUUGUGUUUAAGGACCACUGGUUUUGGAGGGUCAGAGAUAACACUGUGAUGCCCGGUUACCCCAUGCUCAUCAAUGUCUUCUGGAGGGGUCUGCCACCCAAGAUCGACGCCGUCUAUGAGAACAGCAAGGGCAAAUUUGUUUUCUUCAAAGGCAAGCAGUUCUGGGUGUUCAAGGACACACUGCUACAGCCUGGCUACCCACAGGACAUCUCAAUGUUUGGAAACGGCAUGCCAGCGCAGAGUAUAGAGACAGGCGUCUGGUGGGAGGACGUGGCCAAGACCUACUUCUUCAAAAUUACAGGUUUCACUUACUUCUACAAGGACAAAGAGUACUGGAAGUUCAACAACCACAGGCUACGGGUGGAGCCCGGCUACCCUCGCUCCAUCCUCAAAGACUUCAUGGGAUGCGACCUCACGCCCAUUGACCCUGACAUGCAGCCGACAGAGGACGAAGACGUUGUGAUUAAACUGGACAAUGAAGCCAGCACGGUCAAAGUCAUCGCCAUCGUCAUUCCCUGCGUCCUGGCGCUCUGCCUGCUGAUGUUGAUCUACACCGUCUUUCAGUUCAAGAGGAAGGGGACGCCCCGACACAUACUGUACUGCAAACGCUCCAUGCAGGAGUGGGUUUGAGUCACAUGGCCACGAGACACGGUGGUGUAAACACCCUAAACUUGCGGACUUUGGCUCUCGACCUCGCUCAAGGAGAACAGCGAGGGCCUUUGCUUUGAUUCCCCCCUCCAGGAGACGAGGGGUGCAUUUCCCUCCAAAACUCCCUUCUCUUGUCCCAUUGGCCCCGGUGCACCCGCUGUAGGAGGCUUGCGGGAUUGCAAGGAUCCCACGGUGCAUUGCGCCGUCCAGUGCCACUGUUUGACGUGGAAAUCGCUGAUUGCUAUACCUUUAGGUUUUACAAGUGCACGCUGAGAAUUGAACAAAUUUACGAAAAUGUCGCAGGAGUCAGAUUUUUUAUUUUUUUUUACUUUCCAAAUUUUCGCUUGGCUCCAAUCUAUUUAUUUUUUAACAGAAAUAUUUACGAUUCCCUUUAAAGCAUCCCAAACCAAAUAAAGACUCCAAAGAGGAUCUUUUUUCUUCUUUUUACAAUUUUUUUUAUAAUUUUUUUCUCCACUCUCUGCUCUAAAUAUUUUGCAAUGAUGUGAAGUGGGGAAAGUUUUGACUGUUGUGGCAGUCUGUCUCAAAAACAGGGGCCAAAUUAUUCUGCAAUAUUUUUAAUAGCCUUAAUUAUGGAUUGUGUUUGCUUUUGUUUUAGUUUAUUUGUUUGUUUUUGAGCACCGCUUUGUUUGUCCUGUCAGAACAGCAGUGCAAUAUUGCUUUGCUCCCUUUGAGAUCGAUUUGAGACCUCAUUUUCGCCAGGGGCUGCACUGCCGCUGGAACGGGGCGGGACUCCUUAACCUCUGCCUAACAUAUCAGUCAAAACAGAGGGAAGACCGAGCUACUGCAACAAUGAAUACUUUAUUGUGUUUUUUUCCAUCCGAUGGUAGAAUUGCAACAGCAAAGGAAGUGCUUAACUGUUUAUCGUGCUUUACGCUCACUCGUUUGGUCGUGUUUACACGGACAGAGAUUUGAGAAUUAGUUUCUUCCCUUUUUCCAAAAGGUUGCUGUUCAAGACAGAGCAUGUCAUGUCCUUCAGACUGCCUUUAGGUCUGGAUGGGAUCCUAGAACCUUGACGUAUGAACCAGAACCACCGGAGCAACUCAGGACAGUGCUUGAUUCAAAGUGUAUGCAAGCCUUCUCAUCCAGUCCUGUGUCUUUAUUAUCAACCGAGAAGAGAAUCAAGGAUAUAUCAUGUAACGUUUCACCAUUGCUUGUGAUCAGAAAUUUCUGCAAUAGGAUCGGACGAAUUUUUUUACGGAGUCAGAACUUUCAGUUGGGUCAUGUCUUGCAGUCUGACUCUAGAUCAAUCCUUUGCAUCGAACGGAUGUUUGAACACACAGUUAUUUGCUUGCAUUAGCGUUUUUUUACAUUUGUAAAAAUUUUUUUUUUUUUUUUUUGGGUACAUUCGAAAUGGUCUUAACCUCAACUUUAAAGUGGUACUUAAAGUGCUAAGCUGUCAUCCGGCACGUUUCCUUUAGAUGCGAGAAGAAAAAAAAACAUACGUGAUCUGAAGGAAACCAUAUGCGUGUUUUUGGCAAGCAGUGUUUGAAUGUGUCUCUGUAUUGAUGAUAGAUUUUUUUUUUUCUUUCUUUUUUCAUUGUUUUAAGAAAAAAAGGGAAAAAAUGGGACAUUCUUCAAAUUCAUGUACUUCAUGACUCGGUUUGGGAUGAACUGUCCUGACAGACUUAAUAAAUUAAUCAGUAUAUGA